Messenger RNA from Rhagoletis zephyria (snowberry fruit fly), 3802 nucleotides. It is a transcript of the gene Synd, whose product is annotated as protein kinase C and casein kinase substrate in neurons protein Synd. Gene Ontology annotation, molecular function: protein binding; phospholipid binding. Gene Ontology annotation, cellular component: plasma membrane; cytoplasm; endosome. Lineage: Eukaryota; Metazoa; Arthropoda; Insecta; Diptera; Tephritidae. The record is from RefSeq and is a predicted model, not a curated record. Gene Ontology annotation, biological process: regulation of endocytosis; plasma membrane tubulation; cytoskeleton organization.
UGCGAGUGCUACUUAACAUUGCAAAAAAAAUUACUAAAAAAUAUUAAAUUGAGUGUGUUUAAAAAGCCAUUUCUUUUGGCUCCAAGGGUCGUGUAUGCAUUUAGUCGCUGGUUUGCUCACCACCAAUUCGUCAACCCAUUUUAAUGUAAAUUUUUCUCUAGGCUGUGAUGUGCCCCGUUUUCGGUAGUGGUCAUUCAGCAUUUUUAACGUCAUGUCGCAUCACAGCGAUGAUCACCUUCUGCAGGCAGGAAGUGAUUCUUUCUGGGAACCUGGCAAUUAUAAACGCACCACCAAACGUAUCGAAGACGGAUACAAGCUUUGCAAUGACUUGCAGACUCUAAUACAAGAACGUGCUGAUAUAGAAAAGGGUUACGCAAAGAGUUUACGUGCGUGGUCGAAGAAAUGGGGUGAACUCAUCGAGAAAGGCCCCGAAUAUGGUACUACGGAAGCUGCCUGGAAAAGCGUACUCACCGAGUCUGAACGCAUCAGUGACGUACACAUGAAGAUCAAAGAAAAUUUAUGCAACGACGUGAGCAGCCAAAUAAAAGGUUGGCAAAAGGACAAUUAUCAUCACACGCUUAUGCAAAUCAAGCAACGCAAGGAUAUGGAAGAUUUGUUUAAGAAGGCGCAAAAGCCCUGGGCUAAGUUGCUAGCAAAAGUAGAGAAGACAAAGUCUGAUUACCAUGCUGCCUGCAAAACGGAGCGCAGUGCCACCAAUCAAGAACGGAAUGCCACGGCGGAUAGUUCACUAUCACCGGACCAAGUCAAAAAAAUGCACGAUCGUGUUCAGAAAACUAAAGAUCAAGUUGCAAAAUGUCGGGAGAAAUACGAGCAGGCCAUCGCAGAGAUUACCAAAUAUAAUUCGGUAUAUAUCGAGGAUAUGACUUCAGUGUUUGAAAAGUGCCAAGCCAUGGAGAGGACACGAUUGGUCUUCUUUAAAGAUGUUCUAUUCAAUAUUCACGCGUGCCUGGACCUCACCAAGGUGCAAUGUCUGCCGCAAAUAUACGAAGAGUUCUAUCACACCAUAAAUAAUGCAGAUCAGCAGAAGGAUCUGAAGUGGUGGUCAAAUAAUCACGGUGUAAAUAUGGCUAUGAAUUGGCCCUCAUUUGUCGAAUACACCGAAGAGUUCAGAGAUAUAGCAAAGGGCAGCAAAUCAAAGGAGGCUCUUCCAGCAGCAGCAAUCACACUUAUCAAUCAGCGUCCUGUUUCUGAGGACCCGCAUGAAUAUAACACGAAUAGCUUAAAGAAAUCAUCGGCAAAUUCGAGCAAAUCUAGUGGAAAAUCCAUGCCACAAGAAUCUGCGUCUUCGCCUACAACAGCGACAGCGUCAUCGGCUGCGGCGAUCGGUAAAAGCGCAAAUGCAGCAUCGGCUUCAAACAAUCGCAAUUCAAGCGUAACGAAUGGGAAUGGCAAACCCGACGUCAAUCCAUUCGAAGAAGAGGAGGAAUGGGAUGAAGGUGAUAACGUGUUGGUGGAUAAUGGAGAAAAAGGUGUACCAGUCAAGGCUUUAUAUGACUAUGAAGGCGCAGAAGAUGAUGAGCUAACAUUUAAACAAGGUGAUGUCUUCGAGAAGCUUGAAGAUGAAGAUGAGCAAGGUUGGUGCAAAGGACGUAUGAAUGGGCGCGUUGGGCUUUAUCCGGCAAAUUAUGUGGAACCACUACAUACGUAAAUAAAAUCAAAUCAUUUUUGAACAACUAAAAAAAGAAUGUAGUAAAAAUUAAAAGCCAACCCGGGAAAAUUUAAGAAUGCAAAACAUGCUGCUGCAUCAUUUAACUCAACGCAAAAUAUAUUGAAAUUAUCAUAAAGAAGCAUUUUUCGUCUGCGAAGUAUUUCGAGAGAAACCGGCGACGAAAUAGUAAGCAAUACUUGAAACACAUCACCAUUAGAAUCAUAUUUUGUGAUUGUAGCCUAUUAUUUGUUCUUGUAUUUGAAAAUUGUUUACAUCAGAUAUCGAACUAUUGUUUAAAACAAUUCGAAAUGAAAACAAAUAAGAAUGAAUAAGUCUUGUCAGCUUAUGAAUAUUAGCAGUGAAAAUUUUAAAAUGUGAUUUUAAUCUUUUAUGUUAGUCUUUAUCAAGUUCAAAGCAUUUCAAGAGCAAAUUCAAUAUUUUUUCCUAUUUAACAUAAUGCCCAGGUCACAUGGUCCUCCCAUAAAUCCGUGCUCCAUUAAGGUUAAAUGAAAAUUUACUUACAUAUAUGUAUAUUAUGUACGCGUACAUUCAUGUAAUAAAGCCGCAGCUGAAAUUUAUUUAUUGCAAAUGAAAACAAAGUAAAUUCAAUUUUGCGAUUCCGUUUGAGUACGGACGUUUAACAAAACCAAAAUUGAAUUAGGGAAUUUAAAAAAAAAAAAAUUUUAACUUAGAACCUUCAAAAACGAGUGGGCUGCUGUUCCAAAGGCGUAUGAAGCAGUGAAAGAGGUGAAUUCUUGGUGACCCAGCCGUUGCUUAGCACACCAAAAUUGCUUCUUCAGUUUUUGGUUCGCGAAGCGCAUUCUAUAUUCCACUUGUUCUACAUAUGUUAACGAGCGUAUGCACAAGUAUUAAAACAAUCAUAUGCGGAUAUUGAGUGGAUAAAAUAUAGUUAGUAGACAUAAGCAGGUAUGGGUCAUAAGUUUUUAACUCGAAACACCCUUUUAGAUUUAUUAAAACUUUUAAUUCAGUUGUCAGAUACAUAUGUAUGUACAUAUAUAUACAUAUAUCGUUAUAUUAGUUCACAAGUGCUCUAGCCAACAAAUUUUUUUCUUACAGAAGCAGAAAACACUAUACAAAACCGGUAGGGAUUUUUAAAAAGUGGCAUGUAACUCCUUUGGUACUAACACUGUAAAAUUUUUCUUGAAGUUGUACUUUAAUAAAUAAAUAGUGUUGGGUUAGGCCUUUAAGAAUUAAGGUGACGAUAUUUAAAUUUAUUGCGAUAUUAGAGCUCGUGCUUAUUUACAAGCACCCAAUAGGUUUGCGAGGUCAGCGAUCACGCUCGUAUUGUACUACAUAUCAUUUCUUAACAUCCAGAACAAAAUCAAAAGUUCGGCAAUAUGCGUAGAAAACGAGCGCGUGCCGCUUAAAAAGAUUUGAUUUAAUUAAGACAAGGUAUUUUAAAAUUAUACUUUACAUGCGUCUUUGCUAAGAUAUGUGGAAACUACAAAAAGUAUUUAUUUUAUUCCACUUCCAGUUCGAGUUAAAAAUUAUGCACCAUAAUUCAUACAUUUACAUUUAUAUACAUAUAUACGUAUGUAUGUAGUUUAUGGAUGAAAAUACAUGUGUAAGUCUAUAAAGCAAUAUUACAUAGGUAGUAUACUUGCAUGAUUACGCUAGUUUAAAUAGUUAUACAUACUAAUAAAUUGAGAAAUAUGAUGAGAAGAGCUACAUACAUAUGCGCAAUGCAUUUUCUUGUUUUGUAAUUUCAAUACAUAUACAAACAUACACAAAAUGAACAUUUUAUUGUUGGGAGAAAUAUUGUAUGUACUAUGUAUUUAACUACAUAUAUCAAAUUUUAUUUAAUCCGUAUUCGUGUCUUUAUGUAUUAUAUUUUACAUUGGUUUACUCUUUUUAAGAUUAUAUCCUCCUUUAACGUGUGUAACAAUGUUUAGAACUGCUUGCUGCCGUAAAAAUUUUAGGGAUGAAGUUUAAAUGGGGAAAUAAACCACCUAAUGCCAAACUUCAAGUAAAGGAAAAAAUAAAACAAUAAAUGAAUUAUAACAAAUAUACAAACAUACACGAAUGUAGCAAGUAUUUAUAUGAUUAUUAUUUACUAAACUUAUAUCUUUUUGAAAUAAUAAAGAAAUGUGAAAUACGUUGAUUUAUAAAUAA